AUGCCCGCUCUGUCUGUCUCUGAUCUCCCCGCCGACAUCCUGCUACAUCUCAUCUCGUUUCUCGACCACAGCUCGGAUGUCCGUGCCCUGUCAGCAAUCAGUCCAGCUCUGCACGCCCUGAUCCAUGCCCACGACCUCAUCACCAAGACUCAUUACCGCAGCCUCCGCAUCAGCAGCAUCCGAGACGCGAAUCAUGCAUUCACCACCCUACUCGCCAUCCUGCGCAACCCCAAACUGGGCAGCUAUCUGCGCCACAUCGAGAUGGACAUUCCCAUCCGCUCACCACUAAGCUAUCUCCCGAGAAAACAUGAUCGAUCUCUGAGCGAGGCAGACAUGCAACUCCUCCGUCGUGCCAUCAACAAAGCCGGUUUCACCGCCACCGGAGAGGACCGCUUACUCAACAUGUUGAUGCAGGAGAUAAUUCCCGCCAGGGAUUGGGGAUAUCUCACAUACUACGAAACCAGCAGCGAACACGGCUUCUCCGGAAAAUCCACCUUCAUCGCCCAGGCUAUCACCACGCUCCUCGUCGCAUCUUCCCCCCAUCUGGUAUCAUUAGCCAUCUCGCCUCCAUUCUGGGAAUACACCUCUUCCCCACGUGACGACUCCCAAGAAGCCAUUUCUCUAAUCGCCGCCAAAAUCGAGAAAUAUCCCCUCGCCAAAUUCCUCAACCAGGCCAACUCGGCUAAUCUAACCAGAAGUAGUCCGUACCUGGGCCAACUAAAACACUUUCGCCUUCUCACGACGGCAGCUAAAUCCCCGGAUGCGCGGUCCCGGGCCUGUGCUCCACAAGACCUUCUUCUCUGUAUCGAGCUUGUCCAUGCCCUCCCGGGAAUCCAGUCAUUAUGUAUCCAAGCAAUUCAAGGGUUUGGGAAUGCAUCCGGCCCUGCAUUGGCGGGGAUUCUUCCGCCCGCGUCAUCGAAUAUCUCCUGUUUGGAUCUUAGGAGGUGUGACUUUAAAUCAGAGCUGUUGUGUAGGGUUAUCCGUGCGAUGAAGUGUCUGCGUGAGUUGAGGUAUUCGGUCGUGCAGGGGGGGUGUUAUGCGGGGUUUGUGGAGAUGUUUGAUCGAAGAAGUUUGAUUCAGGCUGUGCUUGGGCAUCGGGGGACGUUGGAGGUGUUGGAUUUGGAUUUUGAUGAUCGGUUGGGGCAGUUUGUUGUUUCUGGGGUGGAGGGGGAUGCUGGAGGGGAGGGGGAGGGGUUGAGGGGGUUUACGGUGUUGAGGAGUUUGAGUCUGGGAGUGCAUUGUUUGUGGUAUGUUGCUAGUGGGAUGGGUGUGGAGGAGGAGGUUAGAUUGGUGGAGUGUCUGCCGUCAAGGUUGGAGUUUCUUCGUGUUAGGGGGUAUGAGAGGGGGGGUUCAGUUAUGAUGGAUAGGAUGUUGGCUGGGAUGAAGAGGAGGUUGUCUGUGUUGAGGACUGUCGAGGGUAUUGAGCAGUGUAUACCUGUUGGGAAAUAGAUGCCAAUCUACAGUCACGCUAAUCCACACAAUCAGGCAGAAAAGUUACGACAACC
Aspergillus sclerotioniger CBS 115572 is the source of this 1505-nucleotide messenger RNA. RefSeq lists its product as uncharacterized. Gene Ontology annotation, molecular function: protein binding. The record is from RefSeq and is a predicted model, not a curated record. The coding region runs from base 1 to 1449 and encodes 482 amino acids. The transcript is spliced from 2 exons. NCBI's taxonomy places the organism in Eukaryota, Fungi, Ascomycota, Eurotiomycetes, Eurotiales, Aspergillaceae.